This is a messenger RNA of Hemiscyllium ocellatum (epaulette shark), 5561 nucleotides long. It is a transcript of the gene ldlrap1b, whose product is annotated as low density lipoprotein receptor adaptor protein 1b. The record is from RefSeq and is a predicted model, not a curated record. The coding region runs from base 99 to 1022 and encodes 307 amino acids. Lineage: Eukaryota; Metazoa; Chordata; Chondrichthyes; Orectolobiformes; Hemiscylliidae. The transcript is spliced from 9 exons.
GGAAGUUUGCGGGAGGUGCUUGUAACAGGCGAGGAGGCUCAGCUGGAGGUUCCUGUGAAAUAUUUCUGCGUUUUUACCUCCGAGAGGAAUUUAUAACAAUGGAUGCGUUAAAGUCGGCGGGACGAGCGAUUAUAAGAAGUCCCAGUAUCGCCAAGCAAAGCUGGGGAAGUAGCAAGCACAAAAAGUUACCAGAAAACUGGACAGAUACAAGAGAGUCGCUGCAGGAAGGAAUGAUAUUUAAUCUCAAGUAUUUGGGUAUGACGCUAGUGGAACAACCAAAGGGGGAAGAAAUGUCGUCUUCUGCUGUUCGAAGGAUUGUUGCUAUGGCCAAAGCAAGUGGUAAGAAAUUUCAGAAAGUCUCACUGACUGUGUCACCGAGAGGAAUCAUACUGCACGAUGGUACAAAUAAUGAACUGAUAGAGAAUGUCUCCAUUUACAGGAUAUCUUAUUGUACGGCAGACAAAGUACAUGAUAAAGUUUUUGCCUACAUUGCUCAGAGCCAGCUAAAUGAGACUUUGGAAUGCCAUGCUUUCCUGUGUACAAAGAAAAAAUUGGCUCAAGCAGUGACAUUAACAGUGGCUCAGGCUUUCAAAGUAGCUUUUGAAUUCUGGCAGGCUGCCAAAGAAGAGAAAGGGAAAAGGGCCACAGUUGGACCCUCAAACAGUGGUCCCACUGGUAAAUUGCAAUCAGAAACCUCUGCCAAUCGUCACCACAAAGCAGAGGUUGCAACAGCAAAUUUGUUGGAUUUAACUGAAGGAGCAAUAUCUUCAUUAUCGACAAACAACAGACAUGAUCAUUCUACUGGAGACACAAACUGUUCAGUAAACAACAACAUUAUGUGGGAACUGAAUGAUGACCUGGAUGAAGCUUUUGCAAGACUGGCUCAAUCUCGAACAAACCCUCAGCUCCUGGACAUUGGUUUGAGCCCUCAGGAUAUGCAGGCAGAAGAAUGCCUAUCUCCUACAGACUGGGAAAAAAGUGAUCCUGGAGUUACAGAUAAAGAUGAUUUGUUUGGGUUCUGAUAACCUGAGAGCCAAAGAGAAUAGACAGCUUGCUUACGAAAGAGGAACUAACCACUCAAAACCUAGCUCGGCACCUUCUGCUCUCGAGACGCAAUGGUUCAAGAAUGGAGCUUUGAUUUGAAUGACUGUUGCAGGAUGACUGAAAUGGAGGAUUAAAUAUGUUUGCUGUUCCAGUGUUGCCUUCAAAGAGGUUCAGACCAAAGCAAAUAGCCCUGACAGAAAAUCCAUUCAGGCUUAGACCCAACCAAGAAUGUAUAGUCUAGCUUAAGUGGGCGAUUAGCUGCCUAUUCAUUUGGACUGAAACUGUCGCUAGAAAUAAGUCCUGAAAAUACUACAAGUUUAUGACUGUCUAUAUAUUAGAUUCAGUUGUGUUAAGUAUAAUAAAAUAUCUUUUAUUUUAAAGGAAAUAUUGUUCUUUCCCAACUGAACAAGCAGCUUAUUGUCUCGUCAUUUUCUGCUGCUAUUACCCUAACAAUGUAAAUGGCCCCUUUUAAUUUGCUAUGUGACAGCAUAGAUGAAUGCCCUCAAUUGUCACUUUGUAGACUUGCAAUUUGAAACUUUUAUAUGUAAGUAUUUGUUACAUUAACUAUGGGUAUAUGAGGUAACCAUAUUUAAUCACUGCAUUUUUAUGUUACAAACGAUGUACUAUUAUAAUGAAUGUUAAUUAUUUUAAGUCCACUUCAUUUCCACCUCCUUAUUGCUUUCUGUUUCAUCUCAAACUUUUGCAUUUCAAUUCAAUACAAUACAGGAACAAGCCCUUUGGUGCACCAAGCCUGCAGCAAUUCUUGAUCCUCAUUUAGACCCGCUACUUAUUGCCCAUGUGUGGUUUAUAUCACUGUUAGCCUCCUGUUCAUGUGUCUGUCAAGAUAUGCUUUAAAUGUUGCUUCCACUACUUCCACUGCAGUGCGUUCCAGGCAUCCACCACCCUCUGUGUGAAAACUUUUUCCCUGUACUUUUCCCCUGUAACCUUUUAAACCUGUGACCUCUUGUAGUUGACCUUUCCACCCUGGGGACCAAGCACCUGACUAUCUACUCUAUCUAUGCCUCUCCUAAUUUUGCAGAUCUCUUUCAGAUCAUCCUUAAGCUCUGUCUUUCCAGUGAAAACAAUCCAAGUUUAUCCAACCUCUCCUCAUAACUAGAACCCUCAAGACCAGGCAAUACCCUGAUAAGUUUUCUCUGCACCUGUCCAAAGCAUCCACAUCCUUUUGGUAGUAUAGCGACCAGACCGACACGCAAUAUCCCAAAUGUGACCUAACUAAAUUUUGUACAGCUGUAACGUAACUUGCCAACUUUAACAUUUAUUGCCCAGCUGAUGAAGGCAAGCAUGCUGUACGUCUUCUUGACCACCUUCUCCAUCUGCGUUGCCACUUUCAGGGAUCUGUGGACGUGUAUGCCCAGAUGCCUCUCCAUCAAUCUUCGUAAGGGUACAGCCAUUUAUUGACCUUCCAAAAUGUAUCACCCCUCAUUUGUCCGGAUUAAACUCCAUCUGCCAUUUCUCUGCUCAAAUCAGCAAUCUAUCAAUAUUUCUCUUAUCCUUUUGACAAUUUUAUCCUCGCUAUCUACAGCUCUGCCAAUGUUGGUGUCAUCCCCUAACUUACUAAUCGGACCACUUACAUUUCCAUCCAGAGCAUUAAUAUAUAUUACAAAGAACAAAAGUCCCUGCGGAUCACCACCUUUCCACAGCUGCUCUGUCUUCUAUGAUCAAGGUAAUUUCGUUUGUAUCUAGCAAGCUCACCCCAGAUCCUGUGAGACUCUACCUUCUGCACCAGCCAGCCAAGAGAUACCUUAUCAGAUGCCUUACUAAAGUCUGCAUAGACAACAUCCAUUGGCCUCCCUCAUCAAUCAUUCUUGUCAUCUCCUCAAAAAACUCAAAUCAAAUUGAUGAGACAUGAUCUUUCCCUCACAAACCGAUGCUGCUUAUCACUAAUAAUUCCAUUCUCUUCCAAUUGUGAAUAAAUCCUGUCACUUGGUAUCUUCUCCAGUAGCUUCCCUACCACUGACAUUAGGCUCACCGGUCUGUAAUUACCUUGAUUAUCUCUGUUUCCCUUCCUUUAAACAGAGGAACAACACUGGCCAUUCUCCAGUUUUCUGGAACUUCGCCUGAUGCCAAAACAGGAUCAAAUAUCUGUUAAGGCCUCAGCUAUUUCCUCCCUGGUCUCCCACAUUAUUCUGGGAUAGAUCCCAUCUGGCCCAAGGGACAUGUCUACCUCAGUGUACACUUCCUCCUUUGUUAUGUUUUCCUGCCCAACAGGGUUUACAAACAUUUCCCAGACUUCAACAUUACUCCCGUCUCUCUUCAGUGAAUGCUGACAUUAAAUACCUAUAAGGAUCUCGCCCUCUUCCUCUGGCUCAUCAUCUCCCUCCCUUAUCCUUGAGUGGGCCUACUCUUUCGUUAGCUACUCUCUUCCUCCUAAUAAAUGUAUUAAAUGCCUUGAGAAUCUCCUUAUCCAGGCUGGCCAAGGAUAUUUAAUAGCUCCUGUUUGAGCUCAUUUCUACUUUCUCCAUAUUCAUCAAGGACUUGCACUGGCAUGGUGGCUCAGUGAUUGGCAGUGCUGCCUCUCAGCACCACCGAACCGGGUUUGAUUCCCGCCUCGGGUGACUGUGUGGAGUGUGCACAUUCUUCCUGUGUCUGUGUCUGCAUGGGUUUCCUCCAGGUACUCCAGUUUCUUCCCACAAUCCAAAGAUAUGCAGGUUAGGUGAGUUGGUCAUGCUAAAUUGCCCAUAGUGUUAGGCGCAUUAGUCAGGAUUAAAUGUAGGGUUGGGGAAUGGGUCUGGGUGAGUCCCUGUUCAGAGGGUCAGUGUAGACUUGUUGGGCCAAAUGGCCUGUUUCCACACUAGGAAAUCUAAGCUAACCGUGCAGUGUCACUUGUCAUCAAAGUCACGAGUGCACUUAAGGGUGGCAUGGUGACUCAGUGGUUAGCACUGCUGCCUCACAGCACCAGGGACCCAGGCUUGAUUCCUGCUUUGGGUGACUGUCCGUUGGAGUUUGCACAUUUCUUUCCGCAUCUGCAUUGGUUUCCUCUGGGUGCUCUGGUUUCCUCCCAUAGUCCAAAGAUGUGCAGAUCAGGUGAAUUAGCCAUGCUAAAUUGCCAGUAAUGUUGGAUGCAUUAGUUAGGGGUGACUAUAGGGUUGGGGAAUGGGUCUGGGUGGGUUACUCUUUGGAGGGUCAAAUCUAAACUUUCUGUUUUUAGUUGUCUAGACCUUAGUUAUGCUUUUUUUUUGACUAAGCUGAUAGUUUCCCCGGUCAUCCAAGGUUCCUGAAUCCUGCCAUUCCAGUCCUUCAUUCUUACAGGAGCAUGCCUGUCUUGCACUCUGAUCAAUUGCUUUCUAAAAGAAUCCCACAAGUCCGAUGUGGACUUACCUUCAAACAGCUGCUCCUAAUGCACAUUCUCCAAUUCUUGCCUAAUUCAGUUGUUGUUGACCUCCUUCACGCCCCCCCUCCCAGUUUAAUACAUUCAUCUGAGGUCCACUCUUGACCUUUUAUCCAUAUGUAUCUGAAAACUUAUGGAAUUAUGGUCAGUAUUCCCAAAAUGCUCUCUCACUGAACCUUUUGAUCAUCUCAUGAAAUCUGAAAACGGGACUCUCUUUGUAUAUCUAUAAUGGAACAAAUAGAACCUGUGUCUUUUUAAAACUUGAAUGGUCAGAUCCAGAAGCUUCAGUUUACAUCUGGUAGAUGCAUUCCUGGUGCUAGCUGGUGUAAAACAUGACCAAGAUUACAAAAGUGAGGGUGACACCAAGUAUAUUGUAAUAUGAUGUACCCCUGUUAAUCAUGUGGGAAAUCUGUUGCAUGUAAAUUUUAUGGACUGAAAAUGAGUACAAGGUAUCUUACACACACAUAUUUUUAAGAAUUUUAAAUUUACAAGCAGUUUUGUAGCAGUGUUUCAUUUUAAGAAUAAUUCGCGCACACUCUGGAGUAUGCAAAACAGAGUAAGUAAUGAAUUCACAUCUGUAAUGGUGAGAAUAUACAUCUAAGAAUCCAGACAAUUUAAAAUUGCUGUUAAGCUCUUAACAGAGAAAGGAAUGAAAUGGUGCUCUGCAUUUGCUCCACUUUUCUCGGUUUCCCAUUAAUGAUCAGAGCCCAAAACUACUGGCAUAACAUACUUUUGGGUUUUCUCCUCAUCCAACUCUACGAAUGGGAAAUAGACCAUUUUGAAAUGACCAAAAUGGCCACAGUUGUAGUUCAAGCCAAGCUUACCCCUUAUGUAGAAUGAUUCCCAUUUAACGAUCUGGUAUUCUCUAUCACCAUGGUUAAUCCAUUAUUUUACAUGAUGUUUCUUGCAGCUUUUAAUGAUGCACAAUGUGGUACUCAACUGUACAUUUUAAUGGAAAUAUUUUUGUGGAUUAUUACAGAAUGGAUUCAGACUGGUUACUCUGGCAUUUUUGGUUUUGGAAUUUCAGUAAACUCCAAUGUGAAAAAUUCCAUACUGCAAGGUCAAGUGUUUGCAAUAUCUCGUAGAGAACUAGUGCUUUUUAAUGAUGGUAAUAAUGUUAGCACUUUUGACAAAUGUACAAUAAACGCACUACUGUGAAAAUGGAGAA